CAUUUUUAAAAUUAUUUUUAGUCAAGGAAUUUGGAAAUUUUUUACACCUUCCUGCAAGUUAUUGUAAAUUUUUCGGUUAAAUAAGUUUUAAACAUACGAAAAAUUGAUAAAAUAAUUAUUGAAAAUUACAAAAUAUUGUUGAAAUAAUUAUUGAAAAUUCCAAAAAAUUGCUAAAAUAACUAUUGAAAUUUCCAAAAUUGUGAUAAAAUUGUGAUAAUGAGUUAUGAUAGAGCGAUAACGAUUUUUAGCCCUGACGGGCAUUUGAUGCAGGUGGAGUAUGCGAUGGAGGCUGUAAAAAGGGGCGGGUGUGUCGUGGGCGUUAAAUCCAACGACGCCGUAGUCAUCGCCGCUGAAAGGAAAAGCACAACCAAACUUCAAGAUCCCAGGUGUAAUAAGAAGAUAUUACAAUUGGAUGAGAAUUUAGCCUUGGCUUUCGCCGGUCUUAACGCUGACGCCAGAGUAUUAGCCAACAAGACGAGAUUGGAGUGUCAGAGGUAUAAGCUUAAUAUGGACGAAGCCGCCAGUGUCGGAUACAUCGCCAAAUACAUCGCAAGAUUACAACAAAAAUACACGCAUAAGGGCGGUGUUCGUUUGUUUGGGGUUUCGUUGUUAAUUGUUGGAUUUGAUUAUAACGGGAAACCGGCGCUCUUCCAAACUGAACCCUCCGGAAUCUACUCAUCCUGGAAAGCACAGUCCAUAGGCAAAAACUCCAAACAUGUGCAAGAGUAUUUGGAGAAGAAUUACAAGGAUGAUUUGAGUAGUGACGAGGCAGUGAUGUUGGCGGUUAAGGCGUUGUUUGAGGUGGUGGAGGUGUCGGCAAAGAGUCUGGAAUUGGCGGUUUUAGUGCCAGGAGGCAUGAAAAUCCUGGAGGAGUCCGCGCUCGAAAAAAUCGUAGAAAAGUUAAACGCCGAGAAAAUGGAAUCAGCCCAAAUUUAA
Theileria parva strain Muguga is the source of this 936-nucleotide messenger RNA. It is a transcript of the gene psmA7, whose product is annotated as Proteasome subunit alpha type-7-B. The record is from RefSeq and is a predicted model, not a curated record. Gene Ontology annotation, cellular component: proteasome core complex, alpha-subunit complex; nucleus; proteasome core complex. Bases 217 to 936 code for a protein of 239 amino acids. Gene Ontology annotation, biological process: ubiquitin-dependent protein catabolic process. The transcript is spliced from 5 exons. Lineage: Eukaryota; Apicomplexa; Aconoidasida; Piroplasmida; Theileriidae.